Molecule: messenger RNA, 2728 nt
Organism: Acanthopagrus latus (yellowfin seabream)
Lineage: Eukaryota; Metazoa; Chordata; Actinopteri; Spariformes; Sparidae
Product: zinc-binding protein A33
Exons: 6
Coding region: 360-1460 (366 amino acids)
Molecular function (GO): protein binding
Source: RefSeq, a predicted model, not a curated record
CACACACACACACACACACUUGCACACAUACAUCAAGGCCAGUGUCAGGUGGGUAAAAAUAGACCUCUUGUUUAGUAGGACGUGGAAUAACUCUUCCUCAGGUCUGACAGCUUGCCCAUCCAUUUGCCCUUCCCUGCCUGAGACCUCGUUCAUGUCUUCAAAGUUCACGUCCGUGUUCUCUCCUUAAUAAAACAAGGCACGUGCUUCCAAGAGCACCAGGACAGAUAUAACAAGGCCGCUGUGCUCUCCCCCCUCCCUUCUACAGCGAUGCCUUUCACAUCUGACACAGGCCUAUAAAAGCCCCUCGUGGUCGCGUUGACACCGGUUAGCGGAGUUGAAUCCACGCGGCUUUACAGAAAAUGAACAGUAAGGUAGGGGGGAAGGCCUCAAAUGAAGAAAUGCUCUUGAAACACCAGCAGCACCUGCAGAGACAAAGAGAUGCCGUCGCCCACAGGAUGAAAAAGCUGGCAGCCAAGCAGGUGGAGAUAACAACAAAAACCAAUGCAGUGAAGGAAAAAAUCACAAAGAAGUAUGAGGACAUGAAGCGGGUUCUAGACGAGGAUCUCCGGAUCACACUGACCCAGCUGGACGCCGAGCACGAGGCCACGGAGAAGUUGGUGGAGGACAGGAUAGAGGAGUGCUACCACCUCACACAGGAGCUGGACCAGGAGCUGUCCAACAUCGCUGCCCAGAUGAAAAAACAUGAAACUGACAUUCAGAGCACUGACAUGGAAAAAAGAAUAUCUGAGACUCUGAAGGCGACCGACCCUGACCUGAUUCAGGUGGAUGACUUCAAGAACAAACAACUGCUGAGUCUCACCAUCAACCUCUUGCUGUUCAUCAGAUCGCAGGUCCCUGUCACCAAGAAACUGUUUCAGAGCUAUGCUGCAGAUGUCGUCCUCGACGCCGACACUGCCCACCCCAAGCUGAUCAUCUCUCCCAAAGGCGACUCAGCCACCUAUACGGACACCUGGCAGGAUGUACCGGAGAGUGAGUCCCGCUUCAGCACCACCCUAAAUGUAGUCAGCCAGCAGGGCUUCAGUGAGGGCCACCAGUACUGGGAGGUGGAGGUGGGUGGGAAGACCUACUGGGAGCUGGGGCUCACCUACCCAAGCCUACCGCGCAAGGGCCCCGAGGAGGACUCCUGGCUGGGCCGGGGCAAAGAGUCUUGGUGUGUGGAAUACUUUAAUGGGGACUACACAGCCUGGCACAAUGGCGUCCAACACGAGCUGCCUCUGCUGGCAGGGAAGCCGUUCACUCGUAUUGGGGUGUUCUGCAGCUUCCCCGGGGGUUUGGUGUGCUUCCUAGGAGCUGAUACCAUGACCCCCCUCCACUGCUUCUGCACUGGGACCUUCACUGACAACCUGCAUCAAGCAUUGUGUCCCGGUCACGACAACGGAGGCACAAACUGGAAGUCCCUUAAGAUCUGCGAUGCCUCCCGAUCGGCUCCUGUUCUCUGAGGUAUGGUGGGAAUGCCUCAGGCGCGGGAAGGAUGGAGCAGGAAUGAUCAGGAAUGCACUGCGCCAAGGGGCAUGCGCAUCGCCUGAUCUGACAUUCUUAACUCGUAACACAACAUCAGCUCUGGGCGCUUUGCGUGUCAGGCUAAAUUCGCCAAAAGGAAUUCUGUGUCUAUUUUAGAUUCACAGGUCACACAGCUUAUUUUCAGUCAUCCUCAUUGUCUUUAUAGUCGACACACAAGAGGCAACAUGACCUUCAUACUGCAGCAAAGCAGUUAUUUUUACAAGGUUGCUUAUUUUUAAGAGUUGGCAGAGAAAGUAAGUCUUUAAAGUGGCAACAUGUGCCCCCUCCCCUUUAUGAUUUACAUCAUAAUGAUAUCCUGAAGCUGAAAACUUGUCUAUUGCCAGUUUAAUUAAGAAAGAAUAAGUGAUUGUCUUUGAUUUGGGAAGAUAAAUAUGUCAACCAUUUGUUAGAAAACUGAACCUUUACAGAUAAACCUGUAUGAUUAAUUCAUUGCUGGUCUUUGUGUUUUUCUUGAUACAUGCUAAACAUGUAUAGAGCCAACCUAAUCCUUAAAAUAUCGCCAACUUUCUGUCUACACUUAAUUAAAUGUAGACAGAAAGCUGACGAUAUUUGUUUCCUAUUAGUAUAGAUGGCUAAAAAUCUAACCUGACAGUGAGUAUACAUCAGGGAUGUUUUUACAAAAACUUUGAAACUGGGAAGGUUUUUGUGUUCCUAAAAGGAAACACCUUACAGUACAGAUACAUUACCUAACAUUUAAGUAACAACAGUUGCUUAAGUGAUUAACUAUUAGUUAUUUAUUUCUACAUUAACUUAUGUUAAUAACAUCUAUAUAAUGCAAUGAAUGUAUAAUUAAUAUUUUUGUUAACAUACAGUAACACCAUUAGUAAUUACCAUAGUAGUCAUCUGUUGAUUAACUUUUAGUUCAUGCUUAUUAAAGCGUCAGCUAACGUUAAUCAGUGUUAGCCAUAUUGUAAAGUCAGUCUUUGUGAUAUGAAGUGUUUUUAUUGCCAUGUUACAAACGUCUUCCUGUCUUAAAAAAACAGCAGUGUGGUGUCGAUAUACAGUCUGUGUUUACCAAUGUGCAAGAAAAAUGACACACAACUCAUUACACUAUAAAUUCUUCAUGUUUAAUACAAUAAAAUGUUUACAAUAAGCAUUCCUCUGUUUUUUUGUUAAGUUAUUUAAACAAGGUAUUGCCCCAAAUAAAAAAUAAAAAAUUGGGCCAGAUUAUACUUUCAAUGUAAUU